AUGUCUUUGUCUAUCUCCAAAGCUAUCCUUCUGGCCAUUGGCCUUGCGGCUUCGGGACUGGCGACAGACGUCAAAGAAAGUAAUGUGGAGAGAGAUGCCAGUGUCCGUAACUGUGUCGCGUUCUAUCGAGUGGCUGCAGGAAAUGAUUGUUUCGAAAUCCGAGACGCUCACCCUGAUACCUUCACCAUGGAAGAGCUGAUGGAGUGGAAUCCAAGAAUCAAUCGCAGCUGCACAAACCUGCUACCCGGCCAGACCAUUUGUAUCCGGAAGUUGAGGAAGGAUUGUCCCAGUGGGGCUUGA
Messenger RNA from Penicillium brasilianum, 300 nucleotides. The record is from the annotation of a GenBank genome assembly. NCBI's taxonomy places the organism in Eukaryota, Fungi, Ascomycota, Eurotiomycetes, Eurotiales, Aspergillaceae.